Molecule: messenger RNA, 2362 nt
Organism: Erigeron canadensis
Lineage: Eukaryota; Viridiplantae; Streptophyta; Magnoliopsida; Asterales; Asteraceae
Product: protein NLP4-like
Exons: 5
Coding region: 301-1419 (372 amino acids)
Molecular function (GO): DNA-binding transcription factor activity
Source: RefSeq, a predicted model, not a curated record
AUUUUUGUCCAAGAAUAUCCCUCGGGGCACUGUUCCGGGCGUUAUCGGGACGUUUUGGAGCGUUCCGAGGAGGGAAAAGGUGAAAUUGAAGGCGUGUGCUCCGUUCGGUCUAAGUAGUGUUCUUUCAAUUCUACAAGUAAAUGUCCCUUUGACAUUAUUUUUUCAUAAAAUCUGAUUUUCUAGUGCAUAAUACCGCAUUCCCCUUUUUAAUGUAAACUACGAAGCCGACAGAGAAAGACCAUCUCCUCUCUGUAUCUCUCUCCUCGUCGACCCAUUCCAUGGAGGUGAAGGCGAUAGACGAUGGCAGAAGCUGCUACGAUUCGCCCGGACAACGAUCCCCUCUCCAGGUUUCUUGCGAGUUUUCCAACCAAACUUGGUUGCUCCAAAUCCGAAUAUUCUGUCAACAGACGGGUUUUUUGGACCCAAGAGGCUGAAAUCGGAUCAUCUUCAUCUGCAUUUGGUGAUAUGUAUUUGGAUCCUUUAAAGGGUGUACUUCAGUUUUGGGCACCCCUGAAAACGUCAUGUGGAAGACUGAUUCUUUCGACUUCCAGUCAACCUUUUACCUUUGCUUAUCUCAACUCUCUCCGCCACAAAUAUAGGUUAUCCUCUCUAAAUUAUCGCUCUACUAUUAUCGAUGAUUAUACUGAAUUUCAAGAGAACCCUAAGAUUAUAACUGGUCCUCCCGCCACUGCAUUCCUCAACCGUUUUCCAGUUGUUUUGGAUCUCAGUGUUCACCAGCACGAUCCGUUGGUUCGUUCAGCUUUGGAAUGCGGACUGACUUGUUCUUUAUUGCUCCCUGUUUUUAUUCAUCCUUCCCAAACCGCCUCUUCUUGUUGUGCUGGUGUUGUCGAGUGUUCUGUCAAGCGCUCUGGUCUUGUCAUUUUCAAUCAACUUAAAACUGCUCUUGAGAGAGUCGGUCUAAGUGUAUAUCAUGUACAAGAAUCUCGACCAUACAAGGGUAUACCUGGUCUAAAAUGUGCUACAAACGAAAUUGAAGAGGCAUUAGAGAUCGUCUGUGAAUCCCAUGGCUUAACUCUUGCUCAAGUUUGGAUUCCUUUUGAGAAAGAAAAUGAGAUGCCCUCUUCUUCUUCUUCUGCAGAGAACACCCGGAUGAAACAAAAGCUAGUUGUCAAAUUGAUUGGUUAUCUUGAUGUUUCAGAUGAUAAUCGUACGCUUGUUAUCCAGAAUUAUUAUGAUACAUGCGAUAUGCUUCCUUUGAAAUUGGGAGAGGGACUUGCUGGGAAGACGCUCCAAAAUUAUGAACCACUCUUCUGCCAAAAUUUAAAGGAGCUGAGCGAUAAUGGGCUAUUGGGGCUACUCUCUGCCAAUACUAAAUGUAGUUGCUUUGCAAUAUGCUUGAGGAACGUUGACACUGGCGAUCUUGAUUAUGCAUUUGAAUUCUUGUGGCCCCGAAAUUGAAACUGUAGCGUGAUAUUGAAGUCACUCUUAUCAACACUAAAAAAGUGUUUGCCAAGUUUCAAGUUUGCUUCUGGGACAGAACUUGGUGAUGAUUUACGUGUAACAGUUUAUGAGAAUUCUACAGAAACUGGAAGCGGAUUUUCCAACACUCUCAAAAGAAACAGAUUAUCACAUUGGAAGAAGAGUCGCAAUGUUCUUGGCGUUUCCGAGUUGCAAGGACCAAAGUUUUUGAAGAGAAAGUUUAGCCACUUUUCUGGGAGUGCUUCGGAUCGGGAAGAUAACACAACAUGUCAAGAACCCUCAGUUAACAUCAACCAGACAGCGUAUCUGGAUGAAGAAGACGAUGACAAGGAUGACGAUGUUGCAUUCAUAUUCGCAGAUUAUCGAGAAGAAGUGACACUUCUCCGGCUUUCACACUCGUCUACCCUUGCAGCAGUAAUGGAGGAAAUAGAUGAGCAAUUUAACUUGGAUCCUGAGACUUACAAGCUGGAGUUCAAAUUUGGUGAUGGAAAAUGGGCCAAGCUGAAUAAUGAUGCAGACUUUAAGAGUUGCCUCGAAGUUUGCAUGAGUGCUGAGAGGAGUCCCAUGACGGUGCGUGUCCUACAGUUACCCUAUCAAAAUGUGGAUAUGCAGGUCAAUAGUUGGUUGGGAAGUAAAGUCAUCGAAAGUUGAAAACUUGUUCAUGUUUCUCGCUUACUAGAUAAGUUGGUUGUAAUAGGAUUUGGAUUUUUAUUUUUUUAGGCAAUAUAUGCGACUAUUUCUUCUAAACUACACGAAUGCCUAGAAUGCAACCUAGGAUUUCCGAAAAACCCCAAUAAUCCACCCCUAUAAUUGUGGAGAGUGGGACUCGAACUCAGGUGGAUCUUCUUAAGGUCAAAAACUUUACCAAUGAGUCACCAUCACCAUUGUUUAGAUUUGGAUAUUAAUGUUCCUUAUUCUCUAA